AUGUGGGGCGGGCGCUGCUCGCUGCUGCUGGCGGCGCUGGGCUGGCUGCUGCCCGCGGGCGCGGCGGCGAGCGGCGAGUACUGCCACGGCUGGCUGGACGCGCAGGGCGCCUGGCGCGACGGCUUCCAGUGCCCCGAGCGCUUCGACGGCGGCGACGCCACCAUCUGCUGCGGCACCUGCGCGCUGCGCUACUGCUGCUCCAGCGCCGAGGCGCGGCUCGACCAGGGCGCCUGCGACAACGACCGGCGCCUCGGCGGCGGCGCCGAGCAGGGCCGGCCCGGCAAGGAGGGCCCCGACGGCGCGGCAGUGCCCAUCUACGUGCCCUUCCUCAUCGUGGGCUCCGUCUUCGUGGCCUUCAUCAUCGUGGGCUCGCUGGUGGCCGCCUGCUGCUGCCGCUGCCUGCGGCCCAAGCAGGAGCCGCAGCAGAGCCGGGCGCCGGGCGGCAGCCGCCUCCUGGAGACCAUCCCCAUGAUCCCGAGCGCCAGCACGUCCCGCGGCUCCUCGUCGCGCCAGUCGAGCGCCGCCGCCAGCUCCAGCUCCAGCGCCAACUCGGGCGCCCGCGCGCCGCCCGCGCGCUCCCAGACCAGCUGCUGCCUGCCCGAGGGCGCCAUGAACAACGUCUACGUCAACAUGCCCACCAACUUCUCGGUGCUCAACUGCCAGCAGGCCACGCAGAUCGUGCCGCACCAGGGCCAGUACCUGCACGCGCCCUACGUGGGCUACGCGGUGCAGCACGACGCCGUGCCCCUGGCGCCCGUGGGCCCCUUCCUGGACGGCCUGCAGGGCGCCUACCGGCAGAUCCAGUCCCCCUUCCCGCAUGCUGGCGCCGAGCAGAAGAUGUACCCGGCGGUGACGGUGUGACCUCGGGGGUCUCCGGGCCUGGCCCGGCCCGGCCCUUCCCRUGGGUGUUUGUGCCCGGACUGAGCCGGGGAGAAGUCCUGCCUUGGAACGAGGCUCCCRGGACGUCGCUUGUAGAUAACUGAGGGGCUCGUGCAUGUCGGACUGUGUUUAUAAACCGUCGGGGCUGCCGCCAGGAGCCGUGGGACRGUAUCUCCGCGUUAGCGGCUCCAGAUACGCUCUCAUUCCGGCGCGUGAUUUACAGUGAUGAAGGAUUACGCUGGAUCCGCGCGCGCGCUUCGGGGCGCCGCGUGUGGGAGAGACGCCGGAGCCACGGAGCGCGCUCCAGGUGCGACGCGGUCGGGAGCUCUCGCUCACGAGCUCGUAGCCAGGGCCUCGCCACGGCCUGGGCAGUUCUCGCGAGCCCUCCCCUCCCUUCCCUUCCCUGCUCCCGCCGUUCCCUGGUGCCGCUUCCCGUUGCUUUUCCAGACAAUCACGGCCGAGUGGAGCAGUGGAGCUCCUGGGAUGGGCUUUGUGCUUCCUUGGCGCCCCGAGCUCGGGCUGGAGCCACACAAAGAGCAGCUUUCCUCAUCCCUUGUAUUUAUGUAGGAAGUAGCAGAGUACGAAUUACCCUGCUCUGCUUUUGGUGCACUUGAAACCCUUGAUUUGAGGUUUUUCCCCCCAAGACCRGAGCUAGUUAGUGGUUUGCACAAACUUUAUCUUUGUGAACUUUUUAGUACAAACAGGGUACGAGUCACUUGCUCGUUAUUGGCUCUCAGCAGCAGGUUUGUUUGGGAUUGUCUCCGCGUUUGAGCUGGAGCUAAGCGUGCAGAGAAGGGUCAUGAGCAGCUCCAGAACUGCCCAAUUUAACCCCGUUUCCCAGCAAGUAGCGGCCCCGCAUGCCUGUGCCCAACCAUUGAGGCCCAAACCUCACCACUGCCUCGUAAUUGAGCCCCACUGGAAGUGGGUUUUGUUCUUCCGUGGGUCCCAUCCAACUUCCYGACGCCCGGGACAGAGGCGAUGGCGAGAAAAGCCGCCCCACAUCCAGCUCGGGGGGCUCUGCAGGGACCCUGCAGCCUUUCCCCGGGGUUUUAUUCUUUAUCCCUUGGGGCAGAAAGACUGAACUGCCAAUGAAACCUGCACUGAGAAGAACAAAUCGGGUCCAACCAAAGAACUGACGUGUUUAACCUCCCCGUUGCGCGCGGCUGCUGCGCGAGUGCCCACGGCGCUUGUUCUGCCCCGUUUAUUUGGGGAAAGGAAGAGGCCAAAUAAUCGUUGUGCUCUUUGUAAAAUGCCACCCCAGACCUUUUUUCUAAGCAAACCUCACCAUCUCUUAAGCCCGUYUUUGUCUUUUCAAAAAUUUUUACUCUGUAUUUCAAUGAUUUGUUCUUCUGAUGCAAGACCACAGCAGGAGAAGGGCAGACUGAAACCAGGCGAUUACUGUAACCAGACCAGAGCUGAUAAAGGGUUUCUUAUUGUCCGAUACUGUAUCAGUAUGUAGCAAUAACUGU
This is a messenger RNA of Nothoprocta perdicaria, 2348 nucleotides long. RefSeq names its product shisa family member 2 (gene SHISA2). Gene Ontology annotation, cellular component: endoplasmic reticulum. The coding region runs from base 1 to 861 and encodes 286 amino acids. NCBI's taxonomy places the organism in Eukaryota, Metazoa, Chordata, Aves, Tinamiformes, Tinamidae. The transcript has 2 exons. Gene Ontology annotation, biological process: negative regulation of fibroblast growth factor receptor signaling pathway; negative regulation of Wnt signaling pathway. The record is from RefSeq and is a predicted model, not a curated record.